GCGAGCGAGGCCGUCGCCUCCGCGUCGACCGGACGGGGGUCGCCAUAGCAACCAAACGGCCUGCCUAGCGGGACUGCAGCCCUUGACGGCGCUCGAAAGGGCUUUUGCUUUUGGGGGGGAAGGGGGACUUUGCUUUGCGAGAGCCGCCAUGCCCGUCCCGGACGUCAUGUUCUGCGCGCAGCAGAUCCACGUCCCUCCCGAACUGCCCAACAUCAUGAAGCAGUUCACCAAGGCGGCCAUCCGGACCCAGCCCCGCGACGUCCUGCAGUGGUCGUACGGCUACUUCUCCGCUUUGGCCAACGGCGAGCCCCUGCCGGUGAAGGAGCGCGUGGAGAUGCCGGUGGCCACGCAGAAGAACGACAGCGGCCUCACCCCGGGCCUGCUGAAGGUCCUGCACAAGCAGCUGGCCAAAAAGGAGACGGUGGAACUGCGAGAGCUGCAGAUCAAGUGGAAGAACCUGUGCAUGCCGGUGGAGCAGCUGCACGACCUCUUGAGGCUGGACGACUUCGCGGAGGGGGUGCCCUGGAUGAAGUUCUUCGCCCUGGGCUGCAGCGCCCUCGGGGGCUCUCUGAUCACCUCCAUGAAGCACGCCUGCGAGAUCCUCACCGAGGAUCCCGAGGGCGGAGCGGCGCGCAUCCCUUACGAUACCUUCGCCUUCCUCUACUCUUACCUGGCCGGCUUGGAUGAAGGGAUGGCGCCGGCAGAAGUGGAGUCUUACCUGGCCGCUCUGAAGGAGCAGGUGGCCCGCAAGGAGUACAUGGUCGGGGUGGCCGAUUUCUCUGUGAAAAGGGUGGAAUGAAAAGAAGGAAGCGGAGCAGGGUAGAUUUGGUUAUGUAGGGAGUAGGGAAGCAGCUGUAUGUGCCGCCGCAAAGGAGAUGUUAUUUAAUUAAAACAAAGAAGAGAUGUUGA
Molecule: messenger RNA, 909 nt
Organism: Heteronotia binoei (common prickly gecko)
Lineage: Eukaryota; Metazoa; Chordata; Lepidosauria; Squamata; Gekkonidae
Gene: ROPN1L
Product: rhophilin associated tail protein 1 like
Exons: 1
Coding region: 149-799 (216 amino acids)
Source: RefSeq, a predicted model, not a curated record